Molecule: messenger RNA, 1071 nt
Organism: Exophiala dermatitidis NIH/UT8656
Lineage: Eukaryota; Fungi; Ascomycota; Eurotiomycetes; Chaetothyriales; Herpotrichiellaceae
Exons: 2
Coding region: 1-1071 (356 amino acids)
Molecular function (GO): protein binding
Source: RefSeq, a predicted model, not a curated record
AUGGCACCGACAGCGAGAUGGACAAAGCUGUGCGAGGAUGAUUCUAUCCGCCGGUCCUCGCAAGCUCUAGCUAUUGCCGGGGACUCUGCAUACAUCUUCGGAGGGGAACUACGACCCCGUGAACCCGUCGAUUCCAGCGUAUAUCAAAUCCCCACCAAACCAAGCCAGAACCAGACCCAGCACCCUCUUCAAAAGAUCCCCUUCACCUCCCAACAACAGAACCAAGAAACUCCCCAGCCACGAGUCGGCCAUGCCGCCACAACGCUCCGUGGCAAAAUAUACAUCUUCUCCGGCCGCAGCGGUGUCGCCAUGGCCCCGAUCGAAGAACACGGCUCAUUCUGGGUGUUUGACCCAACGCAAAACUCCUGGUCUCGCUUGACUCCCAAGGACCCUGACGCUCCCUACCCCCAGGGACGAAGUUACCACGCCCUCACGGCGGCCGAUGACGAUAGCCAAAACACCAUUUUCCUGCACGCGGGAUGUCCCGAGUCCGGCCGCCUCCAUGAUUUAUGGUCCUUUGACGUGUCGAACCGCACAUGGCGCGAAUUGCCGUCUGCUCCUGGCCCCGAGCGCGGAGGCACCUCUGUCGCUUAUCUCGGGGGCAAACUAUACCGUAUGAACGGGUUCGACGGCAAGACCGAGCAAGGUGGUCGAAUCGACGUCUUUGACCUCGGCCAGGCGCGCUGGUUGGACAAAGAGUCAAUCGAGUUCGUGCCCGAUGGUGUCAAUGGCCCGCCUCCCCGGAGCGUCAGUUGUCUCGUGCCUGUGAACCUAGGUGGCGGCUCGAACUCGAACAAGCCUGGUCUGCUCACCAUGUUUGGCGAGAGAGAUCCUUCUUCGCUGGGCCAUCAGGGCGCGGGCAAAAUGCUCGCUGAUGUGUGGUUGUUUGACCUUGAGUCGAAAUCAUGGACUGAACUCGAGCUUCGUCUUGAUGGAGGUGGUGAGAAGCCUGUUCCGCGAGGUUGGUUUGGUGCGGCGCCUGUUGGCGCAAAUGCUGUCGUUGUGCAUGGAGGCCUGUCCGAGUCGAAUCAGAGACUGGGUGAUGUCUGGUUGUUGGAGCCGUUGCUUUGA